AUGCAAAUCUUUGUAAAAACUCUUACCGGAAAAACUAUUACACUUGAAGUCGAACCAAGUGAUACGAUUGAAAAUGUGAAGGCAAAAAUCCAAGACAAAGAAGGAAUUCCACCUGAUCAACAACGUCUUAUCUUUGCUGGUAAACAACUCGAAGAUGGUCGAACACUCAGCGAUUACAACAUUCAAAAAGAAAGUACACUUCAUCUCGUUCUUCGAUUACGUGGUGGUAUGCAAAUUUUUGUUAAAACACUUACUGGCAAGACAAUAACACUCGAAGUCGAACCAAGUGACACAAUCGAAAAUGUUAAAGCUAAGAUUCAAGACAAGGAAGGUAUUCCACCUGAUCAACAACGACUUAUCUUCGCCGGUAAACAACUUGAAGAUGGUCGCACAUUGAGCGAUUACAACAUCCAGAAAGAAAGUACACUUCACCUCGUUCUUCGAUUACGUGGUGGUAUGCAAAUAUUCGUCAAAACUCUCACCGGCAAAACAAUAACACUGGAAGUCGAGCCAAGUGACACAAUCGAAAAUGUGAAAGCUAAAAUCCAAGAUAAAGAAGGAAUUCCACCUGAUCAACAACGUCUUAUCUUCGCCGGUAAACAACUCGAAGAUGGUCGCACAUUGAGUGAUUACAACAUCCAAAAAGAAAGUACACUUCACCUCGUUCUUCGAUU
Rotaria sordida is the source of this 674-nucleotide messenger RNA. The record is from the annotation of a GenBank genome assembly. NCBI's taxonomy places the organism in Eukaryota, Metazoa, Rotifera, Eurotatoria, Philodinida, Philodinidae.